This is a messenger RNA of Brachypodium distachyon (stiff brome), 612 nucleotides long. RefSeq names its product skin secretory protein xP2. The coding region runs from base 1 to 612 and encodes 203 amino acids. The record is from RefSeq and is a predicted model, not a curated record. Lineage: Eukaryota; Viridiplantae; Streptophyta; Magnoliopsida; Poales; Poaceae. The transcript has 2 exons.
AUGGCUAGAGGCUCGGGGCAGGACCGCUCCAAGGCAGAGGGCCGGCACGGGCUGAGGCGGCACAUCACGUCGGAGGCGAGGAAGAAGGAUGGGCGUGGGGCUGUGCAGUGGGAGCUCGCCGGACUGGAUGUGAAGAGCAGCAACUGCAGUACUGGAGAUGGGAUAAAGAUCAUUGUGGGGAAGACGCCACGCCAGGUCGGACCUCUCGAGCAAACCCAGCCUCAUCCUGGUCGCCAUGAUCCAAGGAUCCCGUUGCUUCGGGCACGUCGUACGCGGCCUAGCCUCCCCCUGCCCCAGCCCCGCGCCCUUGCCCUCGUGCCGCUUUCCCCCGCCGGAGCCCGGCCGCGCCUCUGCCCCCGCCACGCGCCGUUGCCCUCGCGCCGCCUCCGCCUGCCCCUGCCAGAGACCGGUCGCGCCCCUGCCCCCGCCCCGCGCACCUGCCCUGCGCCCUUGCCCUCGUGCUGCCUCCGCCUGUCCCCGCCGGAGACCGGCCACGCGCCGGCGCCCCACCCUUGCCCGGCGCGCCUCCGCCUGCCCCCGCCCGCCGACGGCGACUCGCCCCAGUCCCGGCCCGCCUUCGCCUGCCCCAGCCCGCUGCUGGAGACCGUCUGA